GUAUCUUCACUCGAUACUGGUCACAGUGUCAAUACGCAUCAAUUAUUACCCACCAAGAAAAACAAAUAUGUACCAUUUUUUACUUAUACAUUUAAGAUUUUAAUUUACAAAAAGGAGUUCUGUGUCAAAAUGUACGGCAGUGAAUUAUAUAUUUGUUUAAUAGUGUUAAUUACCAGCACACAUGGAAGAAUAGCAGUGACCGAUACAGUAUUGCCACAUAUAUCAAAUGAAAUAGAUAAAGACAUAGGUGUUGCAGAAUCUGUAGUAAAUAGAAUAGCGGGAGAAUUAACAGUAAAUUUAAGUGGAGGAUCACUGGUAAAUCAAAAUGAAAGUACCACAGCCAAUACUGAAAACAAUACGCAGCCAGAUUUACCUACUCUUAUACCUGUGAAAGUUGAAGAUAAAUGUUCAAAUAACACUUCUGACAUUAUAGACAAUCUUAUUCCUAAUGAAGACGAUAGCCCAUGUGAUCGGAGGGAUAAAGAUAACAAUAAAGUACUAAAACUAACCAGUUACAUAGAAGAUGGCCGAACUGAAGAAGGGCGUAAAGCAGCCGAAGUAAAUCCCGACUUAUUUCUCGGGAUUAAGAGUUAUUCUGGAUUCUUCACUGUCAAUAAGACGUAUGAUUCUAAUAUAUUUUUUUGGUAUUUCCCAGUAGAAAAGAAGAUGGUUAAUGAAACUCCGUGGAUAAUAUGGUUGCAAGGAGGUCCUGGUGCCUCCAGUAUGUCUGGCCUGUUUGAUGAGAUGGGACCAUUUAGGCUUAACCAAAAGAAGAUGUUAGUACGUAAUCCAUACACAUGGUUGCAGAACCAUUCGUUGCUGUUUAUAGACAACCCUGUGGGCACUGGCUGCAGCUUUACCAACCAUAAGGAUGGAUACGUUACUGACAUGCCAACUUAUGCAAGCCACCUAUACAGCACAACCAAGCAAUUCCUGCUAGUGUUUCCGGAGUUGAGAACUGCUCCGUUGUAUGUCGCCGGUGAAUCUUACGCGGGCAAGUACGUGCCAGCACUUGCAAUGGAGAUACACAAACACAGAAACUUUCUAGAGGGAGAUAUCAAUCUCAAGGGAUUAAUGAUGGGCAACGCAUACAUAGAACCAGGGAUGAUUCUGAAGAUCACCGAAACGUUCUAUCACUUCGGUUUGCUGGUGCAAGAACAACUCGAUAUUGUGCAGCCACUUUUGGACAAGUUCAAAAGUGACGUUGCUGAAAAUAGGAGCGUCAAAGCAAAGGAAAGAUGGAAUGCCAUAAUCGCAUUGCUGCUGUUCCUUUCGAACCAGAAGCAAGCGUACAACUUUCUCCGGGAUGAGAUGACGGCUGGCCGUUACGAGUGGUUCAUGAGACUGCCAGAGGUGAAGAAGGCCCUCCACAUAGGAGACGUCAAGCAUUCUUUCGUCAACAUCACCGUCAAUAAGAAGCUCGCACCAGACUUCUUGUCCAACGCUCGACCGCUGGUCGAGUCUCUACUCAACGAUUACCAAGUAUUAGUUUAUUGAUCUGCGCGGCCAGUCGUCUAUCGCAGCACGAACGAGGUCCAUGUCAAUAUCGGCGGCUGCCUUUAUCAAGGAUGUUUUGAGGGACUCCAAAUUGGGAUGAGGCUUUGAGCACGCCUUUUCCUCCAAGUGUUGCCAUAUCUUGUAAUCUAACCGACUCAAAUCUGGACUGGAGGAGGGCCAGUCUUCGUGCCGGAUGAAGUCGAUUUCACGCGCCGCCAGCCAGUCUUGUGUGCUCUUCGCUCUAUGAGAUGGCGCCGAAUCUUGUUGGAAAACCCAGUGCCCGUUAUUGAACAUGGUAUGGGAAACAGGUUCCACAAGGUUCGUCAGAACUGUAUUUUGAUACACCACUGCAUUCGUUUUUACACCUUUCUCACAAAAAUGUACCUCUGUUAAUCCCCAAUAAGAAACUCCCAACCAUACCAUGAGCGAGGAUGGAAAAUGACCUCCUUGGACACGCGCAAUACGGUUGCUCGCUUCUUCACUACUGUGUGCGUACACCUUAUCAUUUUAUUUGUUGUAGCUCUCUUCUACGGUAAAAAAUUUUUCAUCCGAAAAAAGAAUUUUCCGAUAUUUUUUUCCUGCGUACCGCUUCAACAAAGAGCGGCAUCUCUUCAGUCUUCAGUCUCAGGUCCAUUAGACGAGCAUUCAAACGAUGUCCUGUUUUUCUUCGAGAUGCCCGAAGCCCUAAGUCUUCAUUUAACACCCUUUUCACCGUGGUUAUGCUUAACCCCAUCUGAAGGGCCAACAGUUUCUGCUUAGGUUUGGGAUUUCUUUGAAUUCCGGCCUUCACAGCUUUUAUCACUGCUGGAGUCCUAACAGAACGAGGGCGACCAUUUCUUAACCUGUCUUCUACACUAGUCUUCAUUGUAUCGUUUGAUGGUACGAUAAACGAAUCUUUUGGUUAUAUUAAAAAUUUUCAGUAUGUCAAAAAUUUUAAUUGGCGCGUAACCGCAACGAUGUAACGCAAUAACUGCAACACGGUCUUCUUUGAGCGUCCACUCCAUAUUUAAAAAUGAGUAAAAUUCUAAAAAGUAUACAUUUUUAUUUUCAUGAACAAUUCGAAAUUCGAAUACAAUAAACUUUUUUUUUUGAGACAGCAUUCUAAGAGAAAAAUUUUACUGUGUGACAAUAUUUAUGAACUAAAAAAUUUUUUUUUGAUUGUCAAGGGCUUUGGCAGACUGUAGGUUUAUAAUCGGGUGGUAGUUUAAUCAGCACUUAGAAAUGAUUCGGCAUUGGUCGCUAUACUUACAAAAUUUUAAAUAUCAAUCAACUCUUAUCGCUUAAUAGAUUAUGAAGUCUUCCAGAGUUCUGUAUUAUGCACUCAGUUAUGUAAAGCAGGUUACUCAGUCAUCUAAGCGUGAUUCAAUUCGUGAGGAAAAGGUACUUAUGUUAAAAAUCAUAACAAUAAAAUUUGCACAAAGGUAAAGAGAAUAGGUCUCAUCCGUAAAGAAGGAUCAAAAAUCAUAGCGGAGUUAUCCUUAAGUCCACUGAUAUGUACCAUUAAACUUGAGGUUGUGCAGUGAUUGAUUCAUUUUCAGCAAGUGAAAGGGCUUAAAUGGCACCGCAAGUGGAGAUUGACUACCUCCUUCAACCACUCCGAGAAGCAAUGUGGAUAUAUUUUUACAAAUAAAUCAUUUGUCACCAGUGGUCAACUGGAUCAGAUGCUGCCGUGUGCUACCACAUCGGAAUAUUACCGCAAAUGGAGAUGGGACAACUCUUCUGAGUUCCUAAAUGCGACCCGCUAUCCUUUAACAUUUAAACACAGACUUGUGGGCUAUCACAAAUCGGGCGGAGGGCUGACCGAAGUCAUGGUCCGUGGCGCGGGUCACAUGGCACCCCAGGACGCGCCCUACACGAUGCAGGAGAUGAUCACGCGGUGGACGCAUCACGUCGCGCUCAGCACCCCUACCUUUCAAGACCUGGACUUCUUGCUAGAUCUGCUCAGAAACAGCACUGACAACAUGGAGCUGAUACGACCUAAUAUCCUAUUAUGAUACAAAUAAAACUUUUAGCUCUGCAAUCGAUAUACCGUUGAAUUGAAAUUCGAUCGAUUGUGACAAUUUGACACGUUAUUGGUGAUAUGGCUUGGUGUCAACUGUGAAAUUAUACUAUUAGUUAAUUAUUUUUUUUGCUAUUUCAUUUAAUUCUGAAAUAAAUUAUUCAUAUACCUUAGAGUCAUAUUUGACGUACUAAUAAUAUUAUGACUUAUGAAUGGGAAACAUUAUAAGUUUGUAUGUUUGAUACUUGAUCACGCAAAAGGGCCUGAACUGAUUUGGAUGAAAUUAAGCACUCAUACAUACAGUUUAUUACCUGAAGUCAGACAUAGAAUAGGUAGUUUUAAUCAAGGAAAAAUGUAAGGUUCCUCUGGAAUUCUCAAAAAACUAAGGAUGGUAGCCAAUAAAAUAUUCCUUUGUGAUUUUUAAUAACACUCACACCAAUUAGCCUUGUCCCAAAAUAAGCACUGUAAAGCUUGAGUUCUGGGAUGCUAGGGUAAUGGAUAGAAUACAUAUACUUUUAAGUACAUUUAUAUAGAAAUACAUAUAAACAUCAAUGACGAAGGUAUAAAUGCUCGUAUUCACCACACAAUCAUUUACAC
Molecule: messenger RNA, 4093 nt
Organism: Chilo suppressalis (striped riceborer)
Lineage: Eukaryota; Metazoa; Arthropoda; Insecta; Lepidoptera; Crambidae
Source: the annotation of a GenBank genome assembly